Messenger RNA from Rotaria sp. Silwood2, 819 nucleotides. Lineage: Eukaryota; Metazoa; Rotifera; Eurotatoria; Philodinida; Philodinidae. The record is from the annotation of a GenBank genome assembly.
AUGUCUAAAGCAAAAAUCGAACAGCCACAAUAUGGCGAUCAGCCAAUACCACAAAACCUUCAAUGGAUGCCAUCACCAGGAUUAGCUAGUAUUUCGCAGGGCAUGCCUUUGGGUCUUUACUAUCUCGCUCAACUUGAUACGUUAAUGGCUCGACAAGAAUCGAGUGCCAUGCAAACUGUUACGGGUCUCGCGAGUGCUCAACGAUUUCAAAUACUCAAUGAACAAGGUCAACUUGUGUUCUACGCAGUAGAAAAUGAAAGUGGUACAUGUCACCGAUGGUGUUGUGGUGCUAAUCGUGCUUUCAUCAUUCAUAUUCUUGAUCAAAUGAAUCAAGAAAUUAUUCGCAUCUCACGUGAAUUUAAAUGUUGUGUUGGAUGUUGUUGGUGUGCUGGUGCUAAUUGUUGUGCACAUGAAGCAUUUAUUGAAUCACCACCUGGAGUUCAUAUUGGUACUGUUAGGCAAACUCUUUGGCGAGGUCAUCUGAGUCUGAGAGAUGCUGGUGGUAAAGAACAUUUGCGUGUAAUCGGUCCAUGUUGUAUAUGCCAAGGAGUUUUUUGCUGCUGUUGUGAGAAUAAAUUUACUAUAUAUGCUGCUGAGGAUGAAGGUGAUACAGAAUUAGGUGCUAUUUACAAAGAGUAUGCCGGUUUUGUCAAUCAAGCAUUCACAGGUGCUGAAAAAUAUACUAUAAAGUUUCCAGUGAGUUUACCUGUUCAAAUGAAGGCCGUAGCUUUGGGUGCUCUUUUUCUCGUCAACUUCAUGUAUUUUGGGGGAAAUGCUGAUCAAAAAGGUGGCUCAAGUCUUCUAUCACUAUUUUGCUGA